AAAUCAGCCUGACAGACAGAACAGAGGGCAAAACACCCAGGGAAAAUUUUGGUGAUGUGACGCCCUCUACAGGCCUCUUACCUCAUCUCCUCAGAGAGCUGCUCCUCCUCAGAGUCCCUCCUGAACACUGACCUCAUGACAUCUGUCACCUCUGAUGUCAUCCAGAAUAAACCUGCAGAAACCAGAGAGACCAGAGAGAAUAGGGAGCUGUCAAUCAGACUGACACCGAGGGCAUCAUCUAGCACUGGAGAGGGGCGGAGCUAUAUUGUGUAAUCUGUGUGGAUUGAAGGGAGUGGUGGGAUUAGGACUGCAUUACCCAGCAUGCCCUGUGUGUGUGUGUGUGUGUGUGUGUGUGUGUGUGUGUGUGUGUAUGUAAAAUCCUUAAAGAGGAUUAAUGUGGAUCAGAGAGAGACGACAUGCCGCUGAAAAGAGAAGAUACCGAGCGAGCUCUUCAGGUGAUGGAGGCCUGUCAGGCCGGAGCUGCUGAAGGGGUCAAAGGUCGCGCAGAGAAGCUGCUCAACAUCUUCCAGAGUGACUUAUUCCAGGCUCUGUUGGACAUCCAGGAGUUCUAUGAGCUGACGGUGUGUGAGAACCAGACGACAGCGAGCCGACCGCACACACCUGCACAGAAGUAUCGUUACCAAGAGGAUGAGACUCCGCCUGUCGACCCCAGCCCCGGUCACAUGACCCACGGACGCAGCACCGAGCUUAGCCACGCACACCUGGACGGAUACACACACCCAGCAGCACUCACUAUGAACGGAUCAGAGGGAGAACUGGAGUACGAGGAGAUCACACUGGAGAGGGGGAAUUCUGGUCUGGGCUUCAGUAUCGCAGGAGGAACCGAUAAUCCUCACAUUGGAGACGACCCGUCAAUAUUCAUCACCAAGAUCAUCCCUGGAGGAGCCGCUGCCCAGGACGGACGCCUCAGGGUCAACGACAGCAUCGUUUUCGUGAACGACGUGGACGUGCGCGAGGUCACUCACUCCAUCGCCGUGGAGGCUCUGAAGGAGGCGGGGCCUGUUGUCAGGCUGUACGUCCUACGGCGCCGCUCACCGAGUGAACGAAUGGCACAGAUCAAACUGAUGAAAGGACCCAAAGGUCUCGGCUUCAGUAUUGCGGGCGGUGUCGGGAACCAACACGUUCCUGGAGACAACAGCAUCUACGUCACCAAGAUCAUUGAGGGCGGAGCGGCACACCGCGAUGGACGGCUACAGAUCGGGGACAAAAUACUGGCUGUGAACCAUGUGUCGCUGGAGGACGUCCUGCAUGAAGACGCGGUGGCGGCCCUGAAGAACACAGGGGAGGUGGUCUACCUGAAGGUGGCCACGCCCACCACGCAGUACAUCCACCCCACUGAUCGAUACAGCCCCCCCGACCUGACCAGCUCCUACAUGGAGCCAGACUACAUGUGCGACUACCCACAAGCCCUCCCUCCUCCGUCACCACGGCGAUACUCACCUAUCCCCCGGGGCAUGAUGGGAGAGGACGACUACUCCCGGGAGCCGCGCAGGGUCUGUGUGCAGCGUGGAUCCACCGGCCUGGGCUUCAACAUCGUCGGCGGAGAAGACGGAGAGGGAAUCUUCAUCUCCUUCAUCCUGGCGGGGGGGCCAGCAGACCUGAGCGGAGAGCUCCGGAAGGGGGACCAGAUCCUGAGUGUGAACGGCGUGGACCUCCGGUACGCGACGCACGAGCAGGCGGCGGCAGCUCUGAAGAACGCGGGGCAGACUGUUACCAUAGUAGCACAGUACAGACCCGAGGAGUACAGCCGCUUCGAGGCGAAGAUCCACGACCUGAGGGAGCAGAUGAUGAACAGCUCAUCGGGGAGUCUGAGAACCAACCGCAGCUUCUACAUCAGGGCGUUGUUUGACUAUGACAAGCAGUGGGACGGGGGCGUCCUGUCACAAGCUCUGGACUUCAACUUUGGGGAGGUUCUCCACGUGAUGGACAGCGCCGACGACGAGUGGUGGCAGGCGAGGCGGGUGAGCCAGCAGGGGGAGCUGGAGGAGCUGGGCUACAUCCCGUCCAAACACAGGGUGGAGAGGAAGGAGUGGUCGAGGAUGAAGAGCAAAGGUCGAGAAGGGUUUGUUCACAGCUACGAGCUCAUCACUCAGAUUGAAGUGGACUACGCUCGCCCCAUCAUCAUCCUGGGGCCAACCAAAGACCGGGUCAACGACGACCUGCUGUCCGAUUUCCCCGACAAGUUCGGCUCCUGCGUCCCUCACACGACUCGCCCUCGGAGGGACUACGAGGUCGAUGCGCGGGACUACCACUUUGUGUCAUCACGGGAACAGAUGGAGCGGGACAUCCAGUCACAUCGCUUCAUCGAGGCGGGCCAGUACAAUAACCACCUGUACGGGACGUCGGUGCAGAGCGUCAGACAGGUGGCCGAGCAGGGGAAGCACUGCAUCCUGGACGUGUCCGCGAACGCUGUGAGGAGGCUUCAGGCGGCUCAGCUGCACCCCGUCGCCAUCUUCAUCCGACCGCGCUCCCUGGAGAACAUCCUGGAUCUGAACAAGCGUCUCUCGGAGGAUCAGGCAAGGAAAGCUCUGGACCGAGCCAUCAAGCUAGAACAAGACUUCCUAGAGUGUUUCACAGCCAUUGUGCAUGGCGACAGCUUCGAGGAAGUCUACCACCUGGUCAAAGCCGUCAUCGAGGAGCAGAGCGGCCCCUACAUCUGGGUCCCCGGCCGCGACCGACUCUGAUUGGCCACUGCCAUGGAAGCCGCCACCCUGCAGCACCUCCUCAGCAGCGUUGCCUGGGGAGCAGACGUUGGUCUUUUUACCAUUUUUGUUUUCUUUCUACGGGACGGCGACGAGCGAGCUCAGUGAUUGGAUUGCUGCUGCAGCCGCGGCAAAUGAGAGAGAGAGAGAGAGAGAGAGGGGGCGUGUCCAGAUGUCUGUGUGUCCGCGGAGAAGAUGGCGACAGACGAUUGAUCGAUUGGUUAUGUGUUGGUUCAAUAAUCCUGUCUUAUCAGUAAAUGUUGAAUCAGACUGUAGAGUUCAGUUGGUAUUGAAGUAUUUAUAUUAUCCUAUUUAUUUAUUUAUCUAUUUAUUGAUUGAUUGAUUGAUUGAUCAUGUGAUGUGAACAUGGUGAGUGUGUGCGUGUGUGUUGUGUACAUAAAGACUUGUGUGACUGUAAAUAAAACGAUGGGGCUCAAACACACAGUCUAUUCAGGGCUUAUCAAACAACCACUGGACUACAACAUCCACAAUCCCUCUCUGCCUGGACCUCAUCUCCCUGAUCCCCCCUAUCUGGACUACAACACCCAUAACCCCCCUCUGUUGCUGUGGACAGAUUAGACAGUUUAUCUGCAUAGUAACAGCACGUAGGUUAAGCUGAAAGUUGAACAUUUUCAAAAGGCUGUGAACUACAUUUCCCACAGUUCCCAGCUGCAGUGACGCCUACAAAUAUCUACAGCACAGAAGGACUACAUUACCCACAAGUCCUAGCUAAAUAUGUCCAUAUUCCCACAAUGACCAUGGGUCUAUGCUGCCAUGAUUCUGGACUAAAGUACCCAUGAUUCCCUGCUGCUGAAGAGGCAGUGGGCGUCGGGGACUUGCUGGGGAUGGAGCCAAAGCCUCAGUCUCAGAAAACAAACCUGGGCAUGGUCACCUGUGGCUCCGCCCACUCCCGUGGCCCCAACAUAAGACUCUAUUGCUCACAGCGCUUUGGGAGAUAACUGUGACCAUGGCAACUGGGACUGAUAUCCAACCUGAUCCUGAACUGGUUCUGAUGGGUUCCACUGAAGGUCGGGGGUCAUGUGACUAAUUAUAAUAAUUAUUAUAAUAAAAAUGAUCAUAACUAUUGAUGAUGUAACAUCAUCACUCACUCUCUCACACACAAACACACACACGCUGAUACAAACACUCACACAUUCACACAGACGACUCGUUUGUUGUUAAAUGAAAUUAGUUAUUGAUGAAAAUCAACCAUUGAAAUAAAAUAAAUUCCAUAUAAAAAAGUUGAAGACUGAAAUCUGUGUGAUGACAGGGUGAGAGGUCAGAGGGUGAGAUCGAUGUUUUUCUCACUCUCGAAUAAAUUUCACCGAUUAAACCAGA
Molecule: messenger RNA, 4061 nt
Organism: Scophthalmus maximus (turbot)
Lineage: Eukaryota; Metazoa; Chordata; Actinopteri; Pleuronectiformes; Scophthalmidae
Product: disks large homolog 4
Exons: 22
Coding region: 417-2705 (762 amino acids)
Biological process (GO): AMPA glutamate receptor clustering; chemical synaptic transmission; postsynaptic neurotransmitter receptor diffusion trapping
Cellular component (GO): neuron projection; neuromuscular junction; postsynaptic density membrane
Molecular function (GO): kinase binding
Source: RefSeq, a predicted model, not a curated record